AUGGGCUUGGAUCCUAUGAACCAAUCUAUAGCCAAGAAUGCAGCUGACGGAUCUUUCAUGGACAAAUCAUUCGCAAGGGUGACACAAAUACUUGACAAAAUGGCAAAGCGUAAUCAAGCAUGGCAUUCCGAGGACACCACAGGCGAAAUUACAUAUGGUUCUCCUUCCUUGAGCAACAUGAUCAAGGAAAAUCAAGAGAGAGAUCAAGUGAUUGCAGGGCUUGCUACAAAUAUCAAUGUGUUGACAAAGAUGUUCACCGAAAGCCAAACGAAGAAGGUAAAUGUGGUUGAGGAUGUGCAACCCAUAUCAAAUGAGGAUUUUGAGGAAGCAAAUUAUGUCAACAACUCUCAAGGAGUCUAUCAAAGGCAACAAUACCAAGGUCAAGGACAACAAAAUCAAUGGAGGCCAAACCCACAAGGGCAAGGCCACCAACAAUGGCGAAAUGACCAAGGUGGCUCAAACCAAGGAAACUGGAACAACAACAACAACUUCUCAAACCGGAGUUCAAACCCUUAUGUUCCCCUGAAGGGUCAAUAUUCAAAUCAAGGUUCCUCAAGUGAGUCUAAGUUGGAAGGUAUGCUUGAACGGGUAUUGCAAAAUCAAGAAAAAUCCGACACUUCUAUGAGGAACACGACCGAGCUUGUUGGCUCUCAUACCGCAUCCAUUCAAAAAUUGGAGAUGCAAAUGAGAGACCUCUCUAGAGAACAAAAUCCAAAGCAAAAGGGAACACUCCCUAGUGACACAAUUGCGAACCCAAAGGGUAGUGGGAGUGGCCCAACUUCUCAUGUCAUGGCAAUUACUACUCGGAGUGGGAAGGUACUACAAGGAGAGGGUGAACAAGUGGUUGAGGUGGAAGAGUUCGAGAAAGGGGUUAACGUUGAAGAGCCAAGUGUUGUCGAAAUUGAGAAGAUUCCGGAAGAUGUGCAAGUGCAAAAAGAGAACUGGGAAGAGGUAAAGGAAAAGCAAUUAUCGGUGAAUAUUCCAUUUGUGAAAGCAUUUCAAGAGAUGCCGGGUUUUGCUAAGUAUUUGAAAGAUUUGAUCACCAAGAAGAAGACCACCAAAAAUGAAGUGAAAGAAGACCCGGGAGAUUUCACCAUUCCUUGUACCAUUGGGACACAUGAUUUUGCAAGAGCCCUUUGUGAUAAUGGGGCUAGCAUCAACUUGAUGCCUCUUGCCAAUUACAAGAAAGCAGGAUUAGGUAUGCCAAGGCCCACAAGUAUGAGAUUGCAAAUGGCCGAUCGCUCCAUCAAACGACCGGUGGGAAUUGUUGAUGAUGUACUUGUGAAGGUGGGAAAAUUUCAUUUACCCGCCGACUUCGUAAUCCUUGAUUGUGCGGUUGACAAAGAGAUCCCUAUCAUCUUGGGGAGACCAUUCCUGGCCACUGGAAGAGCACUAAUGGAUUCGGAACGGAAUGAGAUCAAAUUCCGUGUGAAUGAUGAAGAGGUUACAUUCCAAGCAAGCAAGGGUAUGAAACUACUGCAUGAGUAUGAAAGCAUCUCGGUGAUCGAUGUUGUUGAUGAAGUAGAGGAUGCGGUUGAAAUGAAAAUGGAAGAACAAUGCCUCGGCGACGCAUUGGCAGCUAUUUUGGUGAACUUUGAUGGUGAAAAUAUGGAAGGGUAUAUGGAAUCGGUGAAUGCAUUGGAGGGGCUUGGGUCCUACACUUAUGCUCUGGCAAAGCUCUCUCUCGACUUGGAGAAUAGAGCCACUCCACCCGUAAAGACUUCUAUUAUCGAACCUCCGCAACUAGAGCUCAAACCACUUCCACCACACUUGAGGUAUAAAUUUCUUGGCUCAAAUGAUACUUUAUCGGUAAUUGUUUCUUCUCUGUUGAAUGAUGUGCAGGUAGAACAAUUGUUGGAAGUCUUGAAGGAGCAUAGGCAAGCCAUUGGAUGGACAAUCGCGGACAUCCGUGGGAUUCCCGCGGGAAUUUGCGAGCACAAAUCCAAUUGGAGAGUGAAACGAAACCAAGUGUGGAACAUCAACGACGGUUGA
This is a messenger RNA of Nicotiana attenuata, 1992 nucleotides long. RefSeq lists its product as uncharacterized. Bases 1 to 1992 code for a protein of 663 amino acids. The transcript is spliced from 3 exons. The record is from RefSeq and is a predicted model, not a curated record. NCBI's taxonomy places the organism in Eukaryota, Viridiplantae, Streptophyta, Magnoliopsida, Solanales, Solanaceae.